AUGGCAGCCUUCCUGGGGGGGCCGGGCGAGAGGCCCCCCUGCAGCACUGGCCCCGGGUGGGCAAGCGAGGGACCAGGGGCCGACGGCAAGAACCGGCGCGUGUGCCAUGCCGCGGCACGGCUGGAGAUGGGCAGCCUCUGGGAGGAAUUCAACCGCCUGGGCACCGAGAUGAUCGUCACCAAGGCGGGCAGGAGAUGUUCCCCAACCUUCCAGGUGAAGCUGUCGGGGCCGGACCCCCGGGCCGCCCACAUCAUCCUCAACUCCAUGCACCGCUACCAGCCCCGCUUCCACGUGGUCUUCGUGGACCCGCGACGGGACAGCGAGCGCUUCGCCCACCAGAACUUCAAGUCCUUCAGCUUCCCCGAGACCCAGUUCAUGGCGGUGACGGCUUACCAGAACCACCGGAUCACCCAGCUGAAGAUCGCCAGCAACCCCUUCGCCAAGGGCUUUCGGGAUGGAGACCCUGAGCCGUGGUAA
Molecule: messenger RNA, 477 nt
Organism: Nipponia nippon (crested ibis)
Lineage: Eukaryota; Metazoa; Chordata; Aves; Pelecaniformes; Threskiornithidae
Source: RefSeq, a predicted model, not a curated record